Messenger RNA from Rhea pennata, 1203 nucleotides. RefSeq names its product C-C chemokine receptor type 8-like. The record is from RefSeq and is a predicted model, not a curated record. Gene Ontology annotation, molecular function: C-C chemokine binding; C-C chemokine receptor activity. The transcript has 2 exons. Lineage: Eukaryota; Metazoa; Chordata; Aves; Rheiformes; Rheidae. Gene Ontology annotation, biological process: immune response; positive regulation of cytosolic calcium ion concentration; calcium-mediated signaling. Gene Ontology annotation, cellular component: external side of plasma membrane; membrane. Bases 1 to 1134 code for a protein of 377 amino acids.
AUGGAUGAGAACCUGACAUACCUACUGGCUGGAGAAAACUUGGAGAACUUGGAGGUGAAUAACCUGCAACCAACAUUUAAUUCCUCUGCAUCCUAUGAUGGCAGUUUCCUCUACCCUGACAUAGACAUCAACUGUGGUCUUGAAAAUAUUUCUUCAUUUGCAUCUACAUUUUUUCCAGUGCUGCACAGCAUAUUGUUUGUGACAGGUCUCAUGGGAAAUGCUUUGGUUGUUUGGGUCCUAAUAGUCUUCAGAAAAAUCAGUGCCAUGACCGAUGUGUAUCUGCUGAACCUUGCCAUCUCGGACCUCCUCUUUGUCUUCUCCCUCCCCUUCUUGGCUCAGUACUCCGUCAAGGGCCAGUGGACCUUCGGAAAUGCAAUGUGUAAAAUAAUCGGCUCCGCUUACUUCAUUGGUUUCUACAGCAGUGCAUUCUUCAUAACCAUCAUGAGCAUCGACAGGUACUUGGCUAUUGUCCGAUCUGUGUACGCUCUGCAGGUUCGCACGACUGCGCACGGGAUAGUUGCAAGCCUGGUCCUUUGGGCGGUAGCCAUUUUAGCAUCAGCACCAGCCUUCCUGUUUUUCCAGGAAGCGGAUGAUAACAACAGGACGAUGUGCAUCCCGCAUUAUCCCGACAGUAACAAUGGCUGGAAGAUUUUCUCUAACUUUGAAGUCAAUACCUUGGGCUGGCUGAUCCCCCUUGGCAUCCUCAUUUUCUGUUACUACAACAUCUUGAAAAACCUGCAGAAAUGCCACACUCACAACAAGUACAAAGCCAUGAAGCUCGUGUUUAUUGUUGUCACUGUGUUCUUCCUUUUCUGGACCCCCAUCAACAUUGUGCUUUUCCUGGACUCUCUGCAGAAUAUGCAUAUCAUAGACGACUGUCGCACAAGCCAGCGGCUAGCUCUGGCCAUAGAGCUGGCUGAGGCUUUCUCCUUUGUCCACUGCUGCCUCAACCCAGUCAUCUAUGCUUUUGUAGGUGAGAAGUUCAAGAAGUAUCUCUGUGAGGCUCUCAGAAAACAUGCACGAUUCCUAUUGAUCUGCAAAGACUACAGGACUUUCAAUGAGCACAGCUUUGACAAGCGUUCCUCUCUGCAUCCAGCAUCCUCACAGUCUUCCUUCAUUGAUACUGUUUUAUAGAGCGAGGAGUUAAAAACUUUCAUCUUGAAUGGGUGACCUGAAGGGGAGAUUUUCUGCUAGCUAUUUAGU